CCGAGCAGCACCUUAAACCAAAAGCACCCAAAACCCCCAACGAGGACCAUGGAGAGCGCACGCAACUUGUCGGACGCGGAUUACCGGAGCCAGCUCCCCGUGCUCUUCGGCAACGGCAGUGUCUGCGGGAACUUCACCGACAGCUCCAACGGGACGAGCUUCGCUGAGCCGAGAUGCGACCCGGAUCGAGUGCUGACCGGCGGCCCGGAGGACGACACCAACCCGGUCAUCAUCGCCAUCGUGAUCACCGCGCUGUACUCCAUAGUGUGCGUGGUGGGGCUGGUUGGGAACGUGCUGGUCAUGUACAUCAUCGUCAGAUACACCAAAAUGAAGACCGCCACCAACAUCUACAUCUUCAACCUCGCUCUGGCCGACGCCUUGGUCACCAGUACGCUACCCUUCCAGAGCGUCAACUACCUGAUGGGCACCUGGCCGUUCGGAGACAUCCUGUGUAAGAUGGUGGUGUCUAUCGACUACUACAACAUGUUCACUUCGAUCUUCACGCUCACCACCAUGAGCAUCGACCGCUACGUCGCUGUGUGCCACCCAGUCAAAGCGCUGGACUUCAGGACGCCGCGCAACGCCAAGAUUGUCAACGUCUGCAACUGGAUUCUCUCAUCGGCCAUCGGGCUGCCUGUAAUGGUCAUGGCCUCCACCGCUCCCUCCAGCACUCUUGACUGCAAGCUAAUAUUCCCCCACCCCUCGUGGUACUGGGAAACCCUGCUGAAGAUCUGCGUGUUCAUCUUUGCCUUCAUCAUGCCCGUCCUCAUCAUCACCGUCUGCUACGGCCUCAUGAUCCUCCGGCUGAAGAGUGUGCGCAUGCUGUCGGGCUCCCAGGAGAAGGACAGGAACCUGCGUCGAAUCACCCGUAUGGUUCUGGUGGUGGUUGCAGUCUUCAUCGUAUGCUGGACGCCUAUCCACAUCUUAGUCAUCAUCACAGCUCUGAUCAAUAUCCCGAACUCCACGCUGCAGACUAUCACCUGGCACUUCUGCAUUGCCCUUGGAUACACUAACAGCAGUCUGAACCCAGUUCUUUAUGGCUACCUGGAUGAGAACUUCAAGCGUUGUUUCCGUGAGUUCUGCACGCCGAGUCCCUCAGUUUUGGAGAUGCAGAACUCGUCUCGGACCGGAGUCACUAGCCGCAAGCUCCCACAGCGCGAACACAACAGUGCCAACACGGGAGAUAGGUCCAAUCAACAGGUAUGACUAGCCUUGGAGGGGUCGUCGUUGGACUCUCGCUGUUGCAGCGGUGUUGCCAACGAUGAUCUCAACUCAGAGGUCACCCAAGUCACCACAGGGCUCUGACCACACAAAAAACAAAUGACACCUACGGACAAACAAUCCCGGACAUGACUGAGACUCGAUAGCGCAGAGCAUCUAAACGAUGGUUUGCAAGCUUAACUGCAGCGCUGCAUCAGUGUUACUGUUGCUCACUGCAUGGCUGUGCAACGCUUUAGCUCUGAAACAGAUACAGAAAUGGGACAAGACUCAAACAAUAAACCAAGCAUCAUUAGAAGACUCCCACUAAAUGAAGAGGCUGUUUCACUUAAAUGUGCAUAAACGCUAAUACAACUUUAGUUUUCAGUAUUACAAAGACUAUACAGUGCCGUAAACAAAGACAGAUGUAUAGACAUAUCUAUAAAAGUCACUCACAGAAGACACUUUUAUGAUGCUGUUUUGUUCUGAAUGCUCCCGAUAAAGCUGCCACAUUGAUCUAAGCCUCCUCACCUAUAAUUAUCUAGGUUAUAAAAAAAAGAAAUCAAUUUAUUGUCUUAUUUGCAGAGUUGAUAUGACUUGAUGUGACUUCCCUCCAACAUGUCACUUUUCCACCAGAAAUUUUCCUCUUGAAUGGUUUGCACGUGAGAGGACAGAGUAAAAUGUCAGGAAAUGGAUUUAUGGACGUUACUGGACGGUGAAUGAUCUAAUUAGAUUUUGAACCUGUGUUACCGAAUGCCCAAAGGCUCCGUGGCUCUCUCACCACAUAAAGACAUCACUGGACAUGAGGUGUUAUACAAAGUUAUUUACAGCACCCACUUUGCUUCUAGUCAGACCUCUGUAUGGAUUCCACCCUAUCAACACCGCACUCCAUAUAUAGAUCAGCACAGCACCAUGCUGGCUUUGGUCAUUUCGGAAAGACUGAUUGUGUCUGUGCUCUCUCUCCUCUCAAUCCACCUUGUCAUUUACUGCUUCUUCGCCUCUUCAUUCUUUCCUGUACUUACAUUUUGUCUCUGUCAAAAAAAGUACUAACCCUUUUACUGGAGGUAUCAUUAUGUAGACAAACAGUAGAGCACUGCGUGUCCUCUCUGCUGAAUUUGACAAACUUCUGAAUGUACAGACACAAAACCAGCUGUGUUUGUCACACUGGAUCCUUGUGCUGAACUGUGGAUCCUCUAAAACAGCAAAGACGACGCAUCAGCAUGUCUGCCCAGUUCACACAGCAUGCUAUUGUGGCAUAUAUGGCGAUGGUUCUACCAGUGUAUGAUUAACUACAGCUUACCAGCCAUUACACCAGGUAUGAAGACAUUUAUCCUCUGAAACAAGUGAGCCAAGCAGGAUUGUAAAUCUGUUGUAACCUUUAGAAUUGCUUGUGCUUACGUGUUGUGCUGUACGCUAUACUUGCCAGUUGCCUUUACAGAAGCUCUACUCGAUAUUCUGUGUACCAGUAUUUUUUUUUUUGUACGACGUGUAAAGAUGAACAUGAUUGUAUUAAUUUCCCAUGUAAAAUAGUGUAAGUGUUCUGUUUUUCUUUUUUUCGAUGAACAUGAAAUCAUGACUUUGCCAGCAAAUUAUUUUCUGAUGAUAACGGUGGACCAGUUAUUGUGCUUCAAAAUAUAACUUUUGUCACAUUGAAUCUGCCUUGUUAACUGAAGAGAUGUAUAUUAAUCAGAAUGCUGUGUGUAAAAUCUUCAAUUGUCAGGAAUUUAACUUCGACUGUUUCAUUAAUUCUUUUGUACAUACAAGCAUAUUUUUAUCCUUUUAAAUUUGGUAUCGCUGCUUUGUGUAAAUUUUGAAAAAGAAUCUACGGUAGACUUAUUAUUUUCAGUCUUUUAAGUUACCAGCUGCCACAACAGAAAAAUGUCUAUAAACAUGUGGCCAAAUUGUCUAAGAUUGAAAUAUUACCAAAGCAGCAGCUGAGUUUGGCUACUAUGUGGCAUCCAGUGUCACAUGCUUUAUUGUAAUUCACAUUUUUAAUCUGUGUAAUGCAUUUCAGAGCAAAAUUAAGAUGAAUUAAAUAACUGGCAAUGUGUGACUCAAUAGUAAAUAUGAUCACUUUACAGACAAACAAGUCCUGGGUUUGACGCUGACUCGGCCUGUCUGUGGUGUUUGCAUGUUUUCGCCAUGGUCAUGUUUUCUUUAUGUUAUGUUUUCGCCAUGGUCAUGUUUUCUCUGGUUUAGUCCCACAGUCCAAAGAAAUGCAGGUUAAGUGACAUGGAAACUCUAAAGUGCCCAAAGAGUAUGAAUGUGCAAUCCUUAGCACGUCUGGUUACUUAGUUUACUACAGUGACAACCAGUAUCCGGCUCGAGAUAGCAUUUCAUUUGCCAAACACAUUGAUCAGUCCUCAUCUUAAAGUCCGGGAAAUGUAAUAAAAACAUAAUAUAUAAUAUAGGUUCUGAGCAUAGAAAUGAAAUAUUUAUUGCAGCUUUAAUCUCAGUCUUUCAGCACGAUAUCAUGUUUGUAGCCAUGAAGUUCACAUUCAAAUCUCCAUUUACAAGAAUCUCGUUUUAAAACGUAUAAAAGCCAGCAGGAGAAAGUGUUUCCAACCAACUUGUAGAGCUAAAAAGUAGCUUAAUUAUCUAGCUAACUACAGCUGAUAACAUAUAAAAUAUGAGAAGUUGAAAUUGAGCACAAGCUUGACAGGCUUUGCAACAGUCAUUUUGUCAUUACUCAAUAAUGUUUUUCACUAUGUGAUGAAGAAAAAAACAUUUUCUGGAACAUGAAAUGACAAUUGGCAUUGAGACACAUUUUGCAGCAGGCAACACAUACAGAUACACUCUUGAAGGUACAUUUAAAUCAAAUGUGUGUAAUGAUGUCCAUGAUCUGUACACAUGCCACCAUUGAAUUUUCCUUUUUUUUCAUUUGCUUGCUGACUUGUGAUACAAUCAUGACUUGUAAAUGGCAUUUCUUGUAAUCUAAAGACAAUAAUUUCUACUUUAAAGACAACACAAUGCAUAUAAAAAUGUUACUGUUAAUCAUUGUCUAUGGAUUAAAAUAUACUUCUGAAUCUCACUGAAUGCCUUUUUUCCUUGCAUCUGAAUAAAGU
Messenger RNA from Anoplopoma fimbria (sablefish), 4262 nucleotides. RefSeq names its product opioid receptor, mu 1 (gene oprm1). Bases 49 to 1206 code for a protein of 385 amino acids. The record is from RefSeq and is a predicted model, not a curated record. Gene Ontology annotation, molecular function: beta-endorphin receptor activity; morphine receptor activity; neuropeptide binding. Gene Ontology annotation, cellular component: neuron projection; membrane. Lineage: Eukaryota; Metazoa; Chordata; Actinopteri; Perciformes; Anoplopomatidae. Gene Ontology annotation, biological process: neuropeptide signaling pathway; G protein-coupled opioid receptor signaling pathway; sensory perception of pain. The transcript has 6 exons.